AUGAAGCGCGACGAUGAUAAGGCGACCGAGUUGACCGUCCAGUCGGAGCGUGCUUUCCAGAAGCAGCCUCACAUCUUCCAGAACUCGAAGACCAAGACCAAGAGCACCCGACCGGGCAAGGGUGGCCGACGAUGGUACAAGGACGUCGGUCUGGGUUUCCGAACCCCCAAGACCGCCAUUGAGGGCAGCUACAUCGACAAGAAGUGCCCUUUCACCGGUCUCGUCUCUAUCCGUGGCCGUAUCCUGACCGGUACCGUCGUUUCCACCAAGAUGCACCGCACCAUCAUCAUCCGCCGAGAGUACCUCCACUUCAUCCCCAAGUACUCCCGUUAUGAGAAGCGACACAAGAACGUUGCCGCUCACGUCUCCCCCGCUUUCCGUGUUCAGGAGGGUGACCAGGUCACCGUUGGCCAGUGCCGACCCCUCAGCAAGACUGUCCGCUUCAACGUCCUGCGUGUCCUGCCCCGAACUGGCACGUCCGUUAAGAAGUUCUCCAAGUUUUAA
Molecule: messenger RNA, 504 nt
Organism: Fusarium fujikuroi IMI 58289
Lineage: Eukaryota; Fungi; Ascomycota; Sordariomycetes; Hypocreales; Nectriaceae
Product: probable 40s ribosomal protein s11.e, cytosolic
Exons: 4
Coding region: 1-504 (167 amino acids)
Biological process (GO): translation
Cellular component (GO): cytosolic small ribosomal subunit; ribosome
Molecular function (GO): structural constituent of ribosome
Source: RefSeq, a predicted model, not a curated record